AUGAAGAGAACAUUAACGCCGGUCGAUCUGAAUAUCCGCAACAUCAUGCAUUGUAACGGAGGAGACGAUGAUGACGUAAUUAUGUUAGAUGAAGAAAUUCCAGCUAAAGUUAUAGUUAAAAAUUCCCAGAGCAGCACUGGUCACAGGGUUACGAAAAAUGAUGUCCGGUCGCAAUUGAAGUCGGAGCAAACAAAUAUAGUAAUUCGUGCUCGACACGCUGGUGUCGCUCGGUGGACACGUCGAGAUGACGUUUUCAGUAAGGAUUUUAUCAUUAUUCCAAUUAAUGAGAAAAUUCACUGGAUUGUUGGUAUUGUUUGCUAUCCUUGGAUGGUGGGAAUGCCCAAGGAUGUGCAUGCGGAUGAAGUUGUUGGCCAGUGCCCAUUGAUGGAAGAAUUUUCUGACGUCGAAUAUAUUAAAUUUCCUCAAAGUUUAGAUUUAUCCACUAUUUAUGAAGAAUCGGUGCACAGAAUUCCUAUAGAUGUUCAACGUGAAGCAUUUAAUCGUUGGAGACGAAGACGUUUAGCCUGGCUCCGGAAGAAUGGUUACAAUCCGAAGCCUUGUCUUCUAAUAUUUGACUCGCUUCCUACUGUAUCUAGAGUUCCUAUUGCGCGUGUUCUUUACAACUAUCUACAAGUGGAAUGGGAUACGAGGAGAUCAGAAGUAGACGGUGUCCUCCGUUUCAAUAGCGAUACUCUCCCUAUGCAUACUCCAUUUUUGCCUACUCAAAAUAACGGUGUGGAUUGUGGAGUUUUUAUGCUUCACUAUGUGGAAAAGUUUUUCCAGAAACCAAUCGAAAGUUAUACAAGGCAGUAUUUUGCCUCGAAGCUGAAGGAUUGGUUUCCGGAAUCAGAUAUUCCAGCGAAACGACUCUUUAUCCGCGAUCUGAUCUUUACGUGCGCAUCGAGAUGAUAGUCUUUUCAGUAAAGAUGUUAUCAUCAUUCUAAUUUUAAUAAGAGUAGGGUGAACUCAGUUUGCGCAGAUUUUGCGGACAUUUUUGUGUAUUUGAUUUUGCCUCUACUCACUGAUGAUAACUGACUGACCAGAGUUGUCCGAUCACCACCAUCACCGCUUGACUAACCCAUUCAUGAUCUCAUGAUGAUGAUUAUAAUGAUGAUGAUGAUGAUGUGUUUGGUUUAGUGUCGUGUCGUGUUGUGUUGUGUUGUGUCAAGUUGUGUG
Molecule: messenger RNA, 1176 nt
Organism: Trichobilharzia szidati
Lineage: Eukaryota; Metazoa; Platyhelminthes; Trematoda; Strigeidida; Schistosomatidae
Source: the annotation of a GenBank genome assembly